AUGCCGCUAUCGUUAGCCGCCCAGAAUGUGCAUGAGGCCAUCGUCAAGCUGCUGCUCAAGAAGGGCGCCGACGUCGAGUCCAAGGACGAGUAUGGUCGGACGCCGCUAUGGUGGGCCGCCUGGAACGGGCACGAGGCCAUCGUCAAGCUGCUGCUCGAGAAGGGCGCUGACGUCGAGGCCAAGGAUAAAUAUGGUCAGACGCCGCUAUUGCGGGCCGCCGGUAACGGGCACGAGGCCAUCGUCAAGUUGCUGCUCGAUAAGGGCGCCGACGUCGAGUGCAAGGACAAAUGUAGUCAGACGCUGCUAUCGUUGGCCGCCCAGAAUGGGCACGAGGCC
Messenger RNA from Ilyonectria robusta, 336 nucleotides. Its product is annotated as ankyrin repeat protein. Lineage: Eukaryota; Fungi; Ascomycota; Sordariomycetes; Hypocreales; Nectriaceae. The annotation marks the transcript as partial. The record is from RefSeq and is a predicted model, not a curated record. Gene Ontology annotation, molecular function: RNA polymerase II-specific DNA-binding transcription factor binding. Gene Ontology annotation, biological process: regulation of transcription by RNA polymerase II. The transcript has a single exon. Gene Ontology annotation, cellular component: nucleus.